Messenger RNA from Capra hircus (goat), 3788 nucleotides. RefSeq names its product zinc finger protein 750 (gene ZNF750). Bases 913 to 3024 code for a protein of 703 amino acids. NCBI's taxonomy places the organism in Eukaryota, Metazoa, Chordata, Mammalia, Artiodactyla, Bovidae. Gene Ontology annotation, molecular function: DNA-binding transcription activator activity, RNA polymerase II-specific; promoter-specific chromatin binding; RNA polymerase II cis-regulatory region sequence-specific DNA binding. The record is from RefSeq and is a predicted model, not a curated record. The transcript has 3 exons. Gene Ontology annotation, cellular component: nucleus. Gene Ontology annotation, biological process: epidermis development; positive regulation of transcription by RNA polymerase II.
GCGUGGAGGCAGCCAGUGACUCGACAGCAGGCAGUUGAAGGGGAGUGGGGGGUGCCCCGGAUCACAAACUAAGUGUCUUAAUCAUCUGAAGAGAAAAAAAGGGGCGGCAAGGACAGGCGUGGAGGCCGUUCCCAGCAGCAGCACACAGCCACGCAGCACGGCAGCCUUGCUCAGGGCUGGUCCUGGGCGUGCGCCGGCAGGUCCCCGCGGCAGCCCCGGCGGCCCCCCUCCGGCUCUCCAGGAGGACCCGGGCAGGUCUCCCAGUCCCCGGGGUGGAGGGUGACAAAGGUUCCGUCAAGCCCUCACGGGGAGGACACCGGGGCUGUCGGCAUCCGUUAGAAGAGAUGCAUUUCAGGCUAAAUGUCAGCAUCGGCUGCCGCCGCCUGCACACACUACAACUCCUCUGGGAGGCCUCUACCCUCACCUCGAAUGUGUGCAACCCCCGAGUUCACAAAGAGCCAGGCGGCACUACCAUGGCACUCAGGAAACCUGGGCAGGGAGCUGCCGUGAGGCAUGGAGGUGGCACUGGCUGGCCGGCUUGGUGGGUGCAAACACAUGAAUCGUAGCUGCGGGCGGGAGGAAUAUCAGGUGCAUCUCUACGCCCCGAGGGCUCGACUCCUACAUUAAAUCCCUCCCACUGGAACAGCCGGCUCCAGUUUCAGCGAGAGCGAGCGUGAGAACAGGUCCUGCUCCGGCCCGGCAGCCACAGCUUCUACCUCCCCACCUCUGCUCCUGGUCCCCAAAUGAGCAAGACUUCCCUGGUCACACCCACAGCCCGUGAAGCCGGCUUCAAGUAGAAGCGCUCAGAAAGGAAAGCAAAGGAAAAGCGGUGACCUGCUUCCUUAAAAACCACCGAGGCUGAGCUACACAGGAGCCAGCAAGGCUCAGACACCACCAAAUCACAGGAGGAAAAUGAGCCUUCUCAAAGAGCGGAAACCAAAAAAGCCACACUACAUCCCCAGGCCCCCAGGAAAGCCGUUCAAGUACAAGUGUUUCCAGUGUCCCUUUACUUGCAAUGAAAAGUCACAUCUUUUCAACCACAUGAAAUACGGUCUUUGUAAAAACUCCAUCACUUUAGUGUCUGAGCAAGAUCGCGUUCCCAAGUGCUCCAAACCAAACUCUUCGGACCCUAAGCAAACCAAUCAGCCUGACCCUGUGGUGAAGCCCACCUCUUCCAAGCCUGUCCCAAGCGGGCUCUCACACCUGGAUGCCAAGCUCCAACACGGCCUCGCCAAGGACGACAUCAAGGAAAACCUGGACCUGCCCACACGCGGGCCUCACAGGUGCCUUGGACAGAAGCCCACUCCCCACAAGGAAGCAGCACCCCCAAGCCCAGCCCCAGAAGCUGCCGUGGGCACCCAGCCUGUUCUGGAAGGAGCUGUCCGGCCUUCAGCGUUCGUUCCAGUGGGGGAACACAGACUCAAAGGGCAGGAGCUCACGGAGACUCCUGAAGCGCUGGCCCUGACCCACGCCCCUGCCAAAGCCGCCUCUUUCCACACCAAGUCUGCCUUCCACACCCCUGGCUACCCCUGGAGAGCUGGCUCACCCUUCCUCACACCUGAGUUUCCACAUAAAAUCCCAUCCACAAAGGGCUUUGGUGCCGCUUCCCCGUAUGUGCACCCCAGCAUCACGGAGUACCCGCCUCAUUUUUACACAGAGCACGGACUGGCCACCAUCUACUCACCCUACCUACUCGCAGGGAACUCACCCGAGUGUGACAGCUCCCUUCUGUCUGUCUACGGGGCCCAAGACCAAAGACACUUUCUGCCUCACCCAGGGCCCAUCCCUAAGCACCUAAACCCGGCUCCCUCCACAUACGACCAUUACAGAUUCUUCCAGCACUAUCACUCUAGCCUGCCAAUUCCUUACGGAUUUUACAGACCAGAGUCUGCGUUCUCCUCCUACGGCCUCAGACUCCCACCCGUGGCUGGCAUUUCACGGGACCAAAGCUCGCAUCUACUGGAAGAAGCUGCCCUAGGUUACCAGGCCUUGAGUCCCUCCAAGUUAAACUCCUCCAACUCCCACAAAAAACACACAGAGUUGGAGAAGGAGAGUCCGACUCCCGAGGCUAAAGAACCUUCCAAAGAUGGGCAGAGGGACACGGAAGGGACCAAAAUGAGCCCACGAGCGGGCAGCGCGGCCACAGGCUCCCCAGGAAGGCCGAGUCCCACCAACUUCACACAGACAAGCCAGCCGUGCGCUGGCCUGUGCGGCCUCCCAGAUGGGCCCGCCUCUGGUGCCCCAGGAAGGAUCCUACCACCUGAACAGGGCCUCGCAGCCUUCAAGCCCAUCAAGAAGAACACGGAGCACCCACAUUCCCAGGCCCCAGACAGCAGAGUGGUAUCUCCGAAAAGCCUCGAGGCCUUGAGCACAGACGCUCCAACUCAGCUGGUGAGCCUGGAGGCUGCCCCCUCCAGCCCGGAGGACGGCUCCAGGGCAGCCCCGCUGAACCUGUCCACAAAACCAGAGGCUGAGCCGGCUGCCGCGUGCAGCCCUGCCCACGGAGGAUUCGUGGAGCCGCAGGAUGCGCCCCUCAACCUCUCAGUGAAGGACCCCUGCAACGCCCUGACCUCAAGGCCCUCUAUGUGCAGCCCCCCUCGAGGGGCCGAGCCUGCCACUGCCCCCACCCCCUCUCCAACUCAGCAGAGGGAACCUGCAAGUUCUGGGGACGGGCCUGACCCCAGCUCUGUGGAGGCCCCGGUGCCCAGCCCCACUGGGAAGGCCCAGGAUAUACGUGCAGCUGACAGCGAUGAGCAGAAGCAGACAGCGGCUGUGGCCCUCUGCCAACUGGCAGCCUACAGCCCAGGGAAUGUCGAGCCCGCGGCCCACGAGCCCACCUGCCAGCCAGAUGCACCCACCCCCAGGGCCCUAGAGAGCCAGGAGGCUCAGUGCGACCUCAGACCCAAAGGGCAAAAGAGGACGAGCCCCAGGGAGGCAGGGAAGGGCCAGCAGGGAUCCAAAAAGGCAAAGCCCAGUGACACAGCCAGAGUGUUCACACUCCGGAAGAGAACUCGGGUGUCUUAGAGCCGCUCCCUGGCGGCCAGAGCUGCGGCCACAAACACGACUUGCAAUGUAGGCAAGACAGCAGCAAACCCCCCCCCGGCCCUCAUUUCUCUCGUCUGGUCAAUCUUGACAACUGAGUUGUCUUCUUCACAAAAUAGGAAAAAAAAAAAAAAAUUUAAGAUAAAGCUGCAACUCAACCCAGUUUUGUAAAUAUUAAGCAUAAACGUUAAAAGGUGCUUCUACUUCUGGCUGUAAAAUAUUUGAAUGACUCACACUUUAGGACCUGAUGCAAAAUGUCAAAUGAAAUGCACAGGACCGAAAGGUAACUUUUAAGUGUUAGCAUCUUAGAGGAACUCUCUUUAAAAAUACUUUUCUUAUUUUUAAUUGUUUUUUUCUAUUAUGUCUACUAUGUGUUUCAAAGUAAAGAACAAUUACUGGGGGGAAAAAUGCCAGGAAAAGACAUUUCCAGUACUAGCAUUAAAGUGCUAGAUGUAAAAACGCUGUUUGUUAUGACUGAAUCACAGACAGCAAGAGGCUAUUUAUACAAGUAAUUUAUUUCCACUGGGAAGAGUGCAUUGCUGGGGAAGCUAUUCUCAACGUGCUCUGUCUUCUCUACAUUACGGUGCGUCUUCUGACACAUUCGGCCUGGUUUUCCACUUCCUAAAAUGAUGUACAUGUUGCUAAUUCUCCAAUAAACUCAUAGGUAAAAUUUGAGGCUACGUAAAAAGAAGAUAAGCAUAAAUGCUGUGUUAUAUUUUGCAACAAUAAAUAAACUCGAUGAAAAA